AUGACCCAACUACCUUACGCGAUCGAUGCUGAAACUCCCCUCGCGCCAGCUGAGCUGGCCGUACUCCGGGCUCAAUACGAGAAGGAGGGCGAGAUGGUUGGCGUCCAGACAAAGUUCAACUACGCCUGGGGCCUCGUAAAAUCCAACCAACGCUCCGACCAACACCUCGGCGUCAUGCUCCUGUCCGAAAUUUUCCGUUCCUCUCCCGAACGCCGUCGUGAAUGUCUAUACUACCUCGCGUUGGGCAACUACAAGCUAGGAAACUACGGCGAGGCGCGCCGGUACAACGAUUUGCUCCUUGAGAAAGAACCGGGGAACCUCCAGGCGAUCAACCUGCGCACGCUGAUCGACGACAAGGUCUCCAAGGAGGGCAUGGUGGGCAUGGCGAUCGUCGGCGGCGUUACGGUCGUUGUUGGCAUCGCUGCGAGCCUUAUGUUCCGGGGGUUUGGAAGGCACAGGUAA
Molecule: messenger RNA, 462 nt
Organism: Thermochaetoides thermophila DSM 1495
Lineage: Eukaryota; Fungi; Ascomycota; Sordariomycetes; Sordariales; Chaetomiaceae
Exons: 4
Coding region: 1-462 (153 amino acids)
Biological process (GO): peroxisome fission; autophagy of mitochondrion; mitochondrial fission
Cellular component (GO): mitochondrial outer membrane; peroxisomal membrane
Molecular function (GO): protein binding
Source: RefSeq, a predicted model, not a curated record